CAACAGUUAAUUAUGCACUAAAUGAUAGUUUUGUUCACAGGGCUGUUUUUACCCUUGCCAUGCCUCCCUCAGUACCACUUUGUGAACAUGGGCAAGAACUGGAAUGAAGCACAGAGAUACUGCAGAGAUAAGUACACUGACCUGGCCACCAUAGACAACAUGGAGGAUAUGAACAGAUUGCUGAACUUAGAACAUUUUGGUGAUUACAAUAAUACUGUCUGGAUAGGGCUGUAUGAUGAUGUUAACAGCUGGAGGUGGUCUCUGGAAGACAGUGACUACUACAGUGAGGGAGGGGCUCAGUUUAGAAACUGGCAGAUCAGACAACCUGACAAUGUGAACAGUAAUGAACACUGCGUGGUCAUGACAGAGGGUGGGGAGUGGCAGGAUGAGGAUUGCAACAAGAAUUCUCCCUUCAUCUGCUACACCUCCAUCGGUAAGAAAGGUGUUUUUCAUUGCUGUAUUUGUGAGACAACAAACAGGUCAACAUUUAUUUUCGUUAAUGAACCAAUAAAAACCUUCAGUGAAGCUCAGAGUUACUGCAGAGUGUACCACACAGACCUGGCCAGUGUGAGGAACCAGACUGAGAACCAGGAGAUACAGAAGAUGGUGUCUGAGGGUAGCAAAGUGUGGAUCGGCCUGUUCAGAGACUCCUGGAAGUGGUCGGAUGGGAGUGACUCCUCCUUCAGGUACUGGAAGCCUGCACAACCCAAUAACAUUGGAGGGGUUCAGUCCUGUGGUGCUGCAGUGUACAUAGAAAGACAAUCGUGGACGGACAGAUGGUUUGAUUGGAACUGUAACGACAGACAUCCCUUUGUUUGCUACAGUGGUGAGUUACUUUAA
Messenger RNA from Salvelinus sp. IW2-2015, 840 nucleotides. The record is from RefSeq and is a predicted model, not a curated record. Lineage: Eukaryota; Metazoa; Chordata; Actinopteri; Salmoniformes; Salmonidae.